This is a messenger RNA of Cokeromyces recurvatus, 255 nucleotides long. RefSeq lists its product as uncharacterized. Lineage: Eukaryota; Fungi; Mucoromycota; Mucoromycetes; Mucorales; Mucoraceae. The record is from RefSeq and is a predicted model, not a curated record. The transcript has a single exon. Bases 37 to 219 code for a protein of 60 amino acids.
GAUACCACAUAUCACUAGGUUGCCUUAUAUGCACAAAUGUAUAAGUAUACCUUAAGUUUGAUAUAUAUAUAUAUUUUUUUUUCACUUUCUUUGUAUCACCCAGAUAAGAUUUUCUUUGCUUACUCAUCUUCAACUCUCUGUCAAUCAUUCGUAAUAGUACUGCUUGUCCAAAAAAAGAAAGAAAGAAAGAAAGAAUACUCCUCUUUAGAAAAGAUGUAAUUCCUUUACUUGGUAAUCUUGAUCUGCGUCUUUUCA